UCUGUAAUUAAGCCCACCGCCCGGUACAAAGCUGCCGUAGGAAUUAUUCAUGGACCAAGUAUUUCCCACGAGCCCACUGCCUGUUCGCUGGCCUCGUGUUCGAUAGUACGAGUUGGGCUGGAAGCUCUCCCUGUGUAUCGCCAAUCCUUGUUCAAACUAGAUCGACCCAUUUGCAUAACUUACAAUUAUCAUCAUCAUUAACCCCGUUCAGACCGGCUUCUGGCAGCAGAAGCCAUGUCGACGCGAUCCUCGCUGUCGUCUAGGGCAGGAUCCCCUUCGAUCAUCAAAGCUGGGGCUGAUGAGGAGGUUUUGCCCAGUGGACAGUGCCGAUAUAUUCUACUCAACCCAGAAAUCAAGGGCCAGCGUUGCGCGUGCGUUGGCUUUACACUGAACCGUGCCCAUCCAGGCGUGUUAUGCCUAUGUGGCCACUCCUCAUGCUACCACGUCAAAUCUACCGAGACCCCUCCCGAUAAGAGUGAGGUGGAGGAUUUACGGCGGCGCGUUCAAAUGUUAGAAGGACAGCUAGAUCGAGAUAACCAGAUGGGUAUCGGAAAUGCUCUCGGGCAAGUUGUUCAGCGUCUCGGCAAUCUAGAGGAACAGUUUGAGGCAAGCAGAGGAGAAAUCAGUCAGGAUGUAAAAGACUGUUACGGAAAUGUGAGCCGCAUGUGGAUAUCUUUCAAUCAGCUUGACAGAAGACAGGCAACUUCUGAACAUAGAUACGACGAGCGAUUAGACGGUCACGACGACGCUCUACAGAGGCUGAAUGAUAGGGUCAUGGAAAUGGAUGAAGCUUCGAUGGCUCUAGAAGAGCGAAUUGAGGUGCUGGAAGACCGAACAAUGUCUUCACGUCCUCAGCAUCGUCAGCAACAGCGGCCAACAUCGGAAUCAGAACGUACAAGACAAUGGUUAUCACAAUAUGGCGGCACCUUGAGAACACAACCUCUUCCCGCUCCCAACGCUACGCAAAUGUCGCCGAGCGAUGUCAAUUAUACCCAGACAAGAAUACCAUGGACCGUGCAUGUGUCACUACUCCCCACAGCGGCGCAACCCUUCCCUUUUGAAAAGGAUACCAAUGCCUAUAAACGCUGCUUGUCUCGUGGACUACACCAGAUGGUUGCUGUAGGUGGCACUGACAGUGAAUCAUUCACCCAGGCCAUUGCUAAGGCCUUUGGUAGUUUGCUUCGCGGGAGGGAGUGGAUGCCGUUACAAGCACGUCUUUGCGAUGCGGUGACUCUUGAAGGUUUGCCUAUGCUACGGCCUUUAGACUCGAGCUUACUCGGUAGGCCCUACGAUCUAGAAUUCCUACGACAGUAUUGUGCUGUUUGUCAUGUCACCGGGAAGGUUGAGUCGCUCUACAUUGCCAUGGUUCACCAUACGUUCUCUUGGCAUUUUCUCCGACGAUCCCCAUGCCAUAUGGACGGUUUGGAAGCCUGCUGGGAAUAUGAUCCGCUCUUAGACGGUGAUGAUAACUGGGAUGACGACACUGGAGGCGAGGAGGAUAGACCGCCGGCCGGAAACAUCAUGCCGUCACUCCCAUCGCUCAAGCGUACGGCUUCCGAGAUCUCUAGGGCCCCCAGCUUUAGCGCAGCGGAUGGGGAUGGUUCGCGCCCUAAGUUAGCACGCAUGCAGGUGGAAGUGUGUAGACGGGGCGUGGAGACGGUGUAGAAGCUUCCCAGUCACUCGGCUUGGGGUAGCAAUAGAAUCUCUGGCAACGCAGGUAGAUAUGGACAUGGCGUUUCAAGAUAUGACCAGGAUAGGCAAGGGUGGAGGUACAACCACAUCAUCAAAACUGGGUUUAGCCAUUAGGACUUCGUUUUUGACUUUUAUCUCUUAACACGAAUGUCCCCCUUCCCUUGGUGGCUUCCUUCUCGUUUCCUCUGGCUUUCCCACUUUCUUUCCCCCAUCCUGGACCCACCACUCAGACUUAACCGGACUCACCAUAGUAUAUCUUGUCCGAAC
Molecule: messenger RNA, 1959 nt
Organism: Xylaria bambusicola
Lineage: Eukaryota; Fungi; Ascomycota; Sordariomycetes; Xylariales; Xylariaceae
Exons: 1
Coding region: 235-1665 (476 amino acids)
Source: RefSeq, a predicted model, not a curated record